AUGGUGACUACUCUAACUAAAAACUAUAUCGAAGAAUGUUCUUGGAAACCUGAUUUAUUUAAGGACAAAGUCUGUCUCAUCACUGGCGGUUCUGGUACAAUUUGUAGAGUUCAAGUAGAGGCUUUGGCUUUAUUGGGUUGUAAUGUUGUUAUAGUAAGUAGAGAUAUCGAAAAUGCGGAGUUGGUGGAAAAUGAAGUUAACAAUUUAACAAGUAGAAAAGACUCUUGUUUUGCUAUAAAAAAUGUCGAUGUUAGAGAUUAUUUCCAGAUGGAAAACUGUAUCAAAAUUACUAUUGAAAAAUUCGGUAAACUUGAUUUUUUGAUUGCUGGAGCAGCUGGAAAUUUCGUCUGCGAUUUUGCUAAUUUAAGUGCCAAUGCAUUCAAAUCUGUCAUAAGUAUCGAUCUCCUAGGCUCCUUUAAUAUCACAAAAGCUGCUUUACCACAUUUAAUUAAAAGCAAAGGUGCCAUUCUCUUUAUAUCCUCCACUUUCCACAAAUACGGUGUUCCAUUCCAAGGCCCCGUAGGUGCAGCAAAAUCAGGUAUCGAUGCGUUGUCAAACAAUUUAGCCGUCGAAUUGGGUCCCUUUGGUGUUCGAUCAAAUUGUAUUCAACCCGGUGCUAUCAAAGACACUGAAGGUUUUAAAAGAUUAUCUAACCCAAAAUAUGUAGAUGAUAUGAUCAAAAAGAUCCCUCUGCAAAGAUUAGGUACCAAAAAAGAUAUUGCAGAAGCAACCAUUUUCUUGUUGUCACCUGCUGGAAACUAUAUUAACGGUGAAACUAUUACUGUGGACGGUGGCAUGUGGCAUACUGGGACUCUAUUUGCGAAUAGUGAUAUGUACCCAGAACAAAUUUACAAAGGGAUGGAGAAAUUUUUAAGCCUGUCAAAGUUAUAA
Molecule: messenger RNA, 891 nt
Organism: Arxiozyma heterogenica
Lineage: Eukaryota; Fungi; Ascomycota; Saccharomycetes; Saccharomycetales; Saccharomycetaceae
Gene: SPS19
Product: 2,4-dienoyl-CoA reductase (NADPH)
Exons: 1
Coding region: 1-891 (296 amino acids)
Biological process (GO): fatty acid catabolic process
Cellular component (GO): peroxisome
Molecular function (GO): 2,4-dienoyl-CoA reductase (NADPH) activity
Source: RefSeq, a predicted model, not a curated record